UUAACCUCGAGUGCGCGAUACUGGACCCUGCGGUUGCAUCGACAGUGCGCACAGCUCCGCUGAGGUCAAUGCCUAGGGAAAGGCUGCUGCCCUGGGAGCGGCCGAUGGCACUUCCAGCAGAACGGCUUCCAUACCCAAUGGCACAUCCCAACAGACCACCAGGUGGCACGUUGGCUACUAGGGGAAUUCCACAGGCUGGCAGGCAAUGCAAGCGCAGGUGGGAGGACGAGGAGGACGAGAGGCCUUGGGUGAAGCGGCAACUCACUGUGCCAGAUCAGGAUGAGUGGGCGCCUGUGUCUGCAGCCCUGUGGGCCCACUACCAUCAGCAUCGGCAUACAGAGGACCUGCUGGCACGAAAGCUGGAGCUGCACGGGCGCUUGCUUGGAAAGCUGCGCACCCUCUUUCCUCAGUGUGGCCUGUACAUUGUGGGAUCCUCACUGACUGGCUUUGGGUCCAACAAAAGUGAUGCUGAUAUGUGCCUCAUGAUCACCAUGGACCAGGUUGAUCAGCAGCAGCAGGCAAAACCUAUCCUCACACGUGUGGCCCGCCUCUUGACCAGGACAGGCUGGUGCAUGGGCGGCCGACCAGAGGUGAUUCAUGCCAAAGUGCCCAUCGUGCGCUUCCGCGACCGCACCACAGGUGUUGAGGUGGACAUGAAUGUGAACAAUGUGGUUGGGUUGCGUAACACGCGACUGCUGCAGUGCUAUGCACAGCUGGACCCACGCACAGCCCCCCUCGUACUAGCCGUAAAGGCAUGGGCCUCGGGACGCCACAUCAACGAGGCCAAACACGGGACCCUGUCGAGCUACUCGCUUGCGCUCAUGGUCAUCCAGUACCUGCAGUGUGGUUGUGAGCCAGCUGUUUUGCCAAGCCUUCAAAAGAUGCAGCCGGGCAGGUUCUGCAAUGACGGAGAUGUGCGGUUGCUGCGCUUGGGUGAGGAUCUGCCGCCUUGGCACUCUGCCAACACUCAGAGCCUGGGUGCACUCUUUGUUGGCUUCCUCGACUACUUUGCCAACCGGUUUGGCUUCUCGCGCAGCUGUGUUUCAGUGCGGCAGGGCGCACCCAUCAGCCGCUUGGAGGCAGUCAGUGCAACCGGCACUGCAAGGCGUUCUCAGUGGAAGUACAUCUGCGUCGAAGAGCCCUUUGACCAGUCCAACACGGCCCGUGCAGUGUACAACUGGGAUAUGUACCAGCAGAUAGUGCGAGCCUUCCACGACACCUUGGAGCAAUUGCAGAGCAGCCGCAGCCCUGAGUGCCUCCUGCUGCCUCCGUGCUAGCUGACUGAGUGAAGCACUCCUGCGAGAGACAGUUGUACAGCGUGUGUGUAAUAAUUUCAUAA
Rhipicephalus sanguineus (brown dog tick) is the source of this 1339-nucleotide messenger RNA. Its product is annotated as poly(A) RNA polymerase GLD2. Gene Ontology annotation, molecular function: poly(A) RNA polymerase activity. The coding region runs from base 69 to 1277 and encodes 402 amino acids. Gene Ontology annotation, cellular component: cytosol. The transcript is spliced from 11 exons. The record is from RefSeq and is a predicted model, not a curated record. Lineage: Eukaryota; Metazoa; Arthropoda; Arachnida; Ixodida; Ixodidae.